Molecule: messenger RNA, 2134 nt
Organism: Mizuhopecten yessoensis (Yesso scallop)
Lineage: Eukaryota; Metazoa; Mollusca; Bivalvia; Pectinida; Pectinidae
Exons: 12
Coding region: 385-1569 (394 amino acids)
Source: RefSeq, a predicted model, not a curated record
UCAGGAAAACACUUCCGGGAAAAUCAGUGUGUUUUCAUUUCAUGUGUUUUGAAAAGUUUAUUGUUUUAUAAUCGUUUUAGCUUUGGUUUAUACAACGAAACAACUUGUGCAUACUAUUCAUGUAUGCAUUUAUCACGUUAUUCAAGCACACACAGAUAAUGUUAUUGGUCCGUCGGGAUAAACAUCGUGAUGUGAGAUGUUAUCCAAGUCAGCAUAAAUAAUGUGGGAUGUGAGAUUGGUGACAGCAGACUCUGUAACAAGCUGACAAGAGAAGAAAAAUACAACAGCCAGACUGAUUCAAAUCUUGGACCUUUGAAAUCUACACUAACAAAUGAUGUAGUUGCCAUAUACAGUACCUUCCAGUGCCUAAGCCAGCAUCCUGUGAUGACCACUGUUUCCACGAUGGAGGUUGUAGGGAACAAGAGCAUCCCUUUUGCCAACACAACCGGUGGUACCGAUAUCAUGGGGUCAAACUGCUUUGGCAGAUUCAACACAGUAGCCUGCAUCAGGAGUUCAGUGUUGACGUUUUUGGCGGUUGUGACAGCACUGUUAUGUAUAAUGAAGAUAGCAAAACUACACAUACAUCACCAUCCAGCCUGGCAUCAGUAUGUCAUCUUCUACUGCGCAUCCCUGGAGUGUGUCAUUGGGGGUGUCCAUUGGGUACUGGUGGCUUAUGCACAGCUGGACUUUGUGCUGCAGUACCUCAAGUUGUUACAGUUCCUGGUCAUGUGUCACUUCUACUGGACCCUGGCCACACGGGCACUGAGACGUGAACGACUCACAAAAUGGUUCCUUAUUCCAUUCCUGGUCUUGGUGUGUGUUUACUUCACAGUCAUAGCUACACUGGGCAUCGUAAAUGUGCAGUCUACACUGACAGAAUGUCUACAACCGUACUGGCUGGAGUUGUCGGGGGCAGAGUUUGUCACUGUCCAGUUGUUUGGAGUGGCAGGCUUUUAUAUCACACGUCGACUAAAUGAAAUCAGUACUCUUGAUUCAGUCCGCUGGUCACAGAAGAGGGACUUGUGGUGCAUCGUGAUUGUGUUUGAGAUAUCAGCAUUUGUUGGAUUCCUGUAUGAUAUUAUGCUAAAGAUUUUGGGUGAUGAAGCCAGUGGAUGCAGUAAAAUUUUUAAUGAUGCAGAAGAGCUGUACUCAACAAUAUUUAUUAUUUUUAUGGUGUUAAAACUCUUGUUGCCUAUCUGGGUGAUGCUGUUCGUGUUCCAGCCGUCGCCUCCUAUGGUGGAUCACGACGACCUUAUACCUGCCCUCAGUGAUGAUGGGAACUCAGCAUUCAGUGCCAGUAUAGAUGAUCACCAGUACAGACAGCUGUAUCAUCCGGCCGAGGACUACCAUAGCUUCAACGACAACUCACCAUCACCCGCAGCGCCACCUAAUAGGACAUCAAAUGGAAAUAUGAAACGGAGCACCUCAAACCUUGACCCGAUCAGAGAAGAGGCAACUCCAAACAGUUCUGUAAAAUCAAAACCUGAGGAUGCAAAUAACUCCAGUACUAGUAUACAGACAGGCAGCCGUGAGACUCCCCCUGCUCAGAGGAGCAAGUUUUACAUAUGAUGUGAGAUCCAUGUGCUUUUUGCACUAAACUUCUAUAUAAGUGCAGGUUGUGUAAAUAAUGGUGCAGUAUUCUUCUGUACUUAAAGUUGGAAGUUGUAUUACAGUCUUACUUUGAGUAAAUUGUAUUGCAGUCUAACUGUGAGUAAAUUGUAUUACAGUCUGCGAGUUGAACAGUGCUAUGCUGUGGUUAUGACGGUCCCUCCACAGUGUAGUCUGACUGGACUUAUUUUUACUCGGCACAUCUCUCUCAGGUCUCCAGAUGAACAAGCUCAAGAUUUGUGGUGUCGCAAGAAAUCUCCAGCAUAUCAUGGAUCUGUGAAAAUGAAUGUGAAAUUAUCGUGUCGGUUGAUUCUGACAAUAGAUUGGUGUGACUACCUCCAGUCAUUAUCUGUGUCUGAUGCGGUUCCAACGAUAAAUCCUGUUUAGUUUCCUAAAGUUACACUUGGGAGUAAAGAGGAUAAUGGUUAUUAGAUGCAAGGAACUUUUUCUGGAGAAAAUGAAAAUUAUUUUUAGGUCACCUGAGCUUUAGCUCAAGUGACCUAUUGCUAUCCGUUUUCGUCCGUCG